This is a messenger RNA of Schistocerca piceifrons (Central American locust), 2522 nucleotides long. RefSeq names its product toll-like receptor 7. The transcript has 7 exons. Gene Ontology annotation, molecular function: protein binding. NCBI's taxonomy places the organism in Eukaryota, Metazoa, Arthropoda, Insecta, Orthoptera, Acrididae. The record is from RefSeq and is a predicted model, not a curated record. The coding region runs from base 1 to 2349 and encodes 782 amino acids.
AUGUGUGUGUGUGGAGGUGUGGCGUGGACAGGAGAGGAGAGAGAGACAAGUGUCCCACUUGUGCAACAAUUAGCGGCAGCGAUUGGCCGCUUCCUCGCGCCGCGCGCUGCCGGUGAGUCGUCACCGGCUGCCGAGUGUCCACUCGGGCUGCAGUCCUGCACCUCUGUGAACGUGAAAGUGUCUGCCGGCAGCGGCGCCAACUCCAGCACAGAGAUCGUGUCCGCCCGACAAGCUGGUAGAGUGAAUCACCCAUGCGGCACUGAGUGUUUAGAGCGCCGGUACGUUUGGCUCCUGUGGCGUUUCGACCCGCGCGCUCCUCCUCAGGUGUGGUCAGCCGCGGCCGGGGCGCUGGUGCUGGCGGCGGCCGCGGCGGCGCUGGCGGCGUGCGACGGCGCGGGGGCCGCGCCUGCGGGCGGCUGCCCGUGCUUCGUGUUCGGCUGCCUGGCGGACUGCUCGCGCGUCGCGUCCCCCCUGGCGGUGCCCCCCUGCGUGCCCCCCGGCGUCGCGACGCUGCGCCUGUCGUGGCGCGCCGCCCCCCUCGUCGAGCUGCCAGCGGACGCCCUCUCCAGGACGCCGCUGCUGAAGCGCGUCGAGGCGCGGGCGGUCGCCGACCUCGCCACCGUCGACGAGAGCGUCUUCUCCGUCACUCCCCACCUGGAGUACCUGCAGCUCACAGGGAGCAAGGUGUCACAGUUGCUGCCAGACACGUUCGCAGCGAAUCGCAACCUGUCUGCGGUGGACCUGAGUGACAACCAGCUGGACGGACUGCCCGCUGAACUGUUCAGACACAACGCGCUGCUCACCCAGCUGAAGCUAUCCGGGAACCACAUCGAGACCCUGCACGUGGACACCUUCAAGGCCAACAGGUUGCUGCAGGAGCUGGAUCUUUCGGACAAUCCACUGCUGGAGCUUCCAGCGGGUCUCCUCCAGCACUGCCCGCACCUGCGCUCGCUGAACUUCUCCAGGACGCGCGUCUCGGCACUGCACCGCACGGCGUUCUCCAGGAACGCUGGCCUGGAGUCGCUGGACCUCUCCAGCAACAGCCUCCAGGCGCUGCCUGCGGCGCUGCUGCCCAACCACGGCCGCCUCUCCAGGCUGGACCUGUCCAGCAACCAGCUCCGCUCCAUCCCGGAGAAGCUCUUCAGCGCCACGGGCAGUCUGCGGCUUCUCAACCUCAGCCACAACGAUGUGCACUUCUUGCCGCCUGCAAACCUCCGGAGGACUCCAGAGCUGCAGGUGCUGGAUGUUUCCUGGAACCAGCUGCGUACCCUGCCCAGGGAGUUGUUAUGGUGGGCUCCAGCGCUGGAAGAGCUCCGCCUCGCUGGAAACCGUAUUUCCAGUGUGCACCCGGAGACACUUUCUGGGAAUCCCAGGCUCAGGCUCCUCGACCUGUCACACAACCUGAUGGAAGAGCCUCCUGGUGACUCCACACUCAGCCACAAUACGGCGCUGCGGUCGCUCGACCUGUCCCACAACCAGCUGACGCGCCUCUGCCGGCGCCUGUUGGAACCUGCGUGGAACUCUCUGCAGGUUCUCCGCCUCACAGGGAACAGAAUCUCGGCCCUCACCUGGCCGAGCAUGCGGCCGCGGUCGCUGCAGUCGCUCGAGAUGGAAGGCAGCCCCUGCAGCUGCUCCGCGAAAUUCGUCAGGCUCUUCACACCUCCAAAGAUACCACAGAUCAAAAUAGAGGGCAUCAUCACCAAGCCGAGGGCGGCUAAGGGAAAGAAGAAAGGCUUCGUGAGUGCUGGGGAAAUGGAGGACACUGGCGUGACUGCUGGUAAUGCCACCAACAUGGCGGUCCUUCAGUCCAGCAUCAGCGCAAGUGGCGACCCCUCCAGGAGCGAGGCGGGAGUUGCGGGUUCUGCAUCCUCUGCAGCCACACCAACAGCGGGUAGUGAGGUGGACGACAGUGCGAAGAACGCCGUUUCCAGGAUGAAGAGGGACGGCAAGAAGAUCGUCUUCUGUCCGUAUGGCACAGCGUUCAACGCCGCCGGCGCUGAAAGCUGGGCCACAGUCUGCAAGAGGAACGGGACGCGCAGGAACACCCUGAGGAGGAGUCCCAGGAGCGUCUGGGCCUCCCCGGUCAGUGGAGAACAUUUCCCGACAGCAGAAGUUUCGGGUGCUGUGCCUCAUUCUAGGCGUGUGACGUUUGGCGUUUCGGCGUCCUUCCCGUCGUACGUCGUCAGGAGGCAGAGGCGUGCCGUUCUGGACGACUGCCCCGCCUCUUGCGGUGGGCUGCACGAAGCAGGCUGCGACAGCUCAGCUUGCAGUGUUGGCAGCCCAGCCACAAGUAUCACAGUAGUUGGUGCUACGUUCGUUCUGGCAUCUCUGCGGAUGCGACUUGUGUGAACGAGUGGGUGCUGCAAAAAUAUCCACAUGCUGGUCCUCUCGCUUAAGGGGGGAAGGGCAUCAAAUGGGCCGACUUGGAGCAGGAGAGGCACCACAGGACAUUUUAAUUUCCACUGUCUAUGCUUUUACAAAUAAAUCCAUAAAACUAUGUCACCAUAACCAGGAAGGAUUCA